GCCACUACGAAGACAAGGCAAGUACAAUGCUAACAUAGACUGGUGCGCGCAAACACGCACCCUGUCCCUGUAUCUCCCUCCUUCACACUCUCGCCCUCAUCCGCGCCAUGGCACACCCGACUUGCAUCUCCUCUUUGAUCUAUCAUGCCGUGUUCGUGGCACUCUACCCGCUGCCUAACUUCACCUUUGCUGGUCCUCCGACACGCGCCUUCGCUCUCACCGAAACAUGCCGUGCACCCGGCAGCGCCCAUUCUGUCUACCACUGCCCAUUCUCCCUUUCCUCUGCGCACAGCCGAAAUUCUGCAUCUGCACGCCCGCCCGGUCUCGUCUUCUCCAUGCGUGCCCUCUCGCACACCGCACCCGCUCUACUUCACUCGCUCUGAGCAUGCGCACUUGGCCUUGUGCGGGACCCGCCGCGCCGGCGCCCGCCCGCCUCUCGUUCACCUCGCUAACGCAUCCUGCACCGCCAAACCCGCCGACUGCCGCCUCUCCGACCUCACGCAGCGUCGCAUGUUUCGCACUCUUGUCCAGCGCCCCGGCCCCCGAACCGCCCUCCUGUGUGCGUAUAGCCACCCUGGCCCCGCGCUCGUCCGCCCCGCACUCACCUGCCCUGCGCGAGCCUACGCGCCGCCAUGGAUUCUACCAUCUGCCUCCCGCGGGCCGGCCACGCAUCUGGCAUCGUUAAUAUCUCGUCCUUCGACGCCCGCGCAGUCUCCCUCGCCCUGUUCACCCUCGCCCUCACCUUCUCCUGCACCAACUCGAACGACCAUCCACCCAUCUGCCUCAGUUCCAUCGCCCGCGCACGAGCACGUCUUGCGCGACCGCACGCGCCA
This is a messenger RNA of Fomitopsis serialis, 833 nucleotides long. RefSeq lists its product as uncharacterized. The record is from RefSeq and is a predicted model, not a curated record. The coding region runs from base 227 to 685 and encodes 152 amino acids. The transcript has a single exon. NCBI's taxonomy places the organism in Eukaryota, Fungi, Basidiomycota, Agaricomycetes, Polyporales, Fomitopsidaceae.